GUUUAGUGCAUUAAUCGCUUGCGAGAUUUGUUUACCGCGUGCCGCUCUGUUUUUAUCCCGAAAAUUUUGUAAAAUGAUCAUUUUACGUACAGACGAAACAGCAAUUGCAACUGAAGAUACUAACGACAAUCCUGUGCAUGCGAUGGAAUCAAUACGAUGUCGUUUAUGCCACUUGCGAACGAGCCCGGACACGGAAUCUCCCAAUAUUUACGAGUCGACUGUAGAUUGUGGCCGGCAAGAUUGCGAAAAUAGUGAAUACGAGAAGCUCCUCAUAGUGGAUGUCUGCCAAAGUGUAUGGGGUGUAAAGUACGAGCGACAUGAGUUCCUCCCCGAACUCAUCUGUGCCAACUGUCUUGAAAUGCUGAAAGACAUCUACGAGCAGCGGAAAGGAAUGCAACAACGAGAGUCUGAGCUGCAGCAAGAUUUGAAGAAUAUCAUUAAUCUGGAUGCCAAAUAUCGACCCGGCUUGAAUGGCAAUCCCGGUGUAUUCGAAUUUGGGGAAGGCGAAGAAGCCUGUGUCAUUGUAGACGUUGAUCCAGAUCAACUGUGCGAGACGAGCGAUGAUGAGUUCCUUGGCUCCGAUGGCGAAGCUGAUAUUGAGGAUGAGGAGUGGGACGAAGAGGACGAGGAAGAAGCACAAAAUGAUGAAGAUGUUGAAAUGCCACUCGGCAUGGAUGCGGCUCAAAUGGCGCUGAUGCAAGCGCAUCAAAACGUGGAUACCAUGGGCAAUGCCAGUGCGCAUCCAAAGAGCGCGUUUCUCUGCCAAUAUUGUGACCUGGCCUUCACACUGGAGCAGGACUGCCAGCAGCAUGAGGUGGGAUCGCACGAUCCCACAGCGCCGUACUGUUGCAACUACUGCCAACUGCGACUGACAACGCGACCCGCUUUGAUAGCGCAUAUCAAGGAACUGCACGACGCGGAGCGACCUUAUGUCUGUGCACACUGCAACAAGGGAUUCGUGCGUCGAUCGGAUCUGAAGAAGCACACAAUUGUACAUACGGGUGUAAGGCCUUUCUCGUGCCACGUCUGCUCCAAGAGUUUCUCACGCAACACCAAUCUAACCAAGCAUUUGCGGAUUCACAGCAGUGUAAAGCCAUUUGUUUGCCAGAAGUGUCCACGUUCAUUUCAAUCGGCGCUGGAACUGACAAAGCACGCACGCUCCCAUGCCGAGGUCAAGCCAUUCCAAUGUGAUCGCUGUUCCACCUCCUUUGCGCGCAGGGAUAAGCUAUUGAUGCACCAGCAGAUGCACAUCAGACGUGAUGCGGAGCAGCAACAGCAAAAUGCUCGAAUUAACAUGGGUAUAACGCCGGAGCAGGUGCAACUGCCACUGCAUCCUUAUGUAGAUGCCGAUGCAGCUGGUCAGCAAUUACCCUUCGCCUAUCAACAGCAGGUGACGCCGCCGCCCAAGAUGAAGUCAGGACGCGGCUUUCGUUGCACCGUUUGCGAUAGAAGUUUCCAGCGCGAACGAGAUCUACAGCGACAUCAGGCUCUCCAUAUGGACACACUGUUUGCCUGCAAGCUCUGUGGACAGGGCUUCAAUCGUCGGGAGCAGUUGCAACGCCACGAGCUGGAGGCUCACGGUCCCAGCUACACCUGUUCGAUUUGUUGCAUAUCUUUUCUGCAGCAGGCUGAUCUGGAAACUCAUCUGAAAGUCCACGAACUGCAGCACAGCGUGGCCAAAAGCACUCAGGAGGCGUUUAAUGCCGCAGCCGUGUUGCCAUUGCCACAUUCGGUGACCGAGCAGACCAGAGUGGUCAGUGUGCCACCUGUUGCACAAGAGUUAUCAUUCUAUAGCAACAUGAUACCUACUAUGAAUCUGGGCUUCUACAGCGAGACACGGCCCGAAGAACGUAAUGGAAUUUGAGGAUAAAAAUUUCAAACAAUUGACAAUUUUAAGCUAAGCGGAAAAAUGUACUGUAAUUUUUAAUUGAUAAACUAAAUCACAUUUUUAAUCUAUUAUAUCAUGUAAUGCAAAAAAUUAUGCUAAAUGAAUAAAUUUACUGUAAUUUUUAAUCGAUAAA
Messenger RNA from Drosophila innubila, 2021 nucleotides. RefSeq names its product oocyte zinc finger protein XlCOF28 (gene prg). Gene Ontology annotation, cellular component: nucleus. The record is from RefSeq and is a predicted model, not a curated record. NCBI's taxonomy places the organism in Eukaryota, Metazoa, Arthropoda, Insecta, Diptera, Drosophilidae. The transcript has a single exon. Bases 74 to 1864 code for a protein of 596 amino acids. Gene Ontology annotation, biological process: regulation of DNA-templated transcription. Gene Ontology annotation, molecular function: zinc ion binding; DNA-binding transcription factor activity, RNA polymerase II-specific; RNA polymerase II cis-regulatory region sequence-specific DNA binding.